This is a messenger RNA of Podarcis lilfordi (Lilford's wall lizard), 7432 nucleotides long. The record is from the annotation of a GenBank genome assembly. NCBI's taxonomy places the organism in Eukaryota, Metazoa, Chordata, Lepidosauria, Squamata, Lacertidae.
AUGCCGCCUUCCCAUUUCGAAUCGAGCGCAACCAGCUCCAAGACCAUUUGCGACCAUGAAGGGCACAGUGCGCAUGAGCGGACUUAGCUGCUCCCUUUUUUGUCCGAGCCCAGCUAUUAGCAUCGCAGCGCCUGCGCAAUAGAGGCGCCUUCUCCGUAGCUUCGGCCUUUUCAGCAUCCGGGGCCUAAGCCCGUGUUUUUGUUUACUUGGUACGGAAAGGGGCGGUUCGGCUUUCUUUCCGCUGGAGGCGAGUCGGCCAGGGCGGCGGCGGCGGCUUUUUCCUUAGAGCCGGUUGUCUCAAGAGCGCUUCUGAGGCGAAGUAAGUGCGGACGGGGCACCCGCCCGCCCCAUCCCGUCGCUGGGGCGGUUGGAGCGGCCGGGAGGGAGACGGGAGCUGCGUCUCUGGCGGGCAGCCGCUGGGCCCACAGGGGUGUGUCGGGCUGGAGAUGGGGCGCGGAGCGCCGCCGUGCAGCGCCGAGGCUCAGCUUCUUUAUUCCAAGCCCCAAUAAGUUCCGUGGGACUUCAUCCUCGGGAAGUGUGUUUCGGGCGACGGCCUUCCAUCAGUUUCCCCCUCGCCGUCCGUUUCACUCGGAAGUCCCGUUGGAUUUGCUCCCGAGGAAGCGCAUUUUAGAUCGCAGCCUCCAAACUGGCCGUUGCCAUCCGCUUUACUUGGAGGAAAGCCUCACUGGAUUCAGUGGGGCUUACUCGUGAGGAAAUGAGUUUUCCAUAGCAGCCUUCCUGAAGCUGGCCUGUCCAGCCUUCCAAAUUAGCCCUCCCCAUCUCUUUUGCACUGAAUUCAGUGGGGUCUGUUCCUUUACUCACAAGCCCCAUUGAAAUCAGUGGGAUGUGCGCCUCGGGAAGUGGAUUUAGAGCAGCAGCCUUAGAGACUUGGAUUGGGUAUCCAACCAUCAUUUGGCCAGUACCACUCUCUUUACUCUGAGAAAUAGAUUCCUUUCAGUUGAAUGGGUUUUUGUUUCCCAGCCUUAAUAGAGCUUUUGUUUGGUUUGAUCUGCCAUCCAUCAAUUAGCCAGUUUCAUCUAUUUUGGAUGACUUUCUGUUCGCCGCCUCUAACCCAUAAUAUGAUCCCUGGGAUUUGGAUGGGACAGGGACCACCAGGAUGAAAGCACUUCCCCUGCAAAUGGGUGGGUGGCAGGAGAUAUCCAGCUCCAUCUAAUUCUUGAGAUUUGUAUAUACCUACUAGUAGGUUCUUUGGCUGACCUGCAGGUUAAAUCAUGGUAAAUUUACUCAGGAGUAGCUCCAUUAUGUUCAAAGUUACUGAAUUUUAAGAAGGUAUGCACAGAACUGCCCUGCACACACUUUCUUGGGAGGAAGCUUCAUUCAACACAGGGGUGGUGGCAUGGCUAUAGCUAGGAUUUUUGUUGGGGGGGGGCACAGAACUGACAUGAUGUGUCAGCUAAUCCUUAAUAAAAUAUUAAAAAAAAAAAAAAGUAUUUCCAUAGUUUUACUUGUUCGUGGCGGGGGAGCUGCCCCUCCUUGGCUACGCCCAUGGAUGGUGGGAAUUGGAAUCUCAGCACUAUUUGGAGACCAUCCAAUUAGGGAAGGCUGAACUUAUUACGAACUAUUGCUUUGAUAGUUCCAUGGGGUCACGAAGAGUCGGACACGACUAUACAACAACAACAAUUGCUUUGAGGAGGUUAAUUCUCAGUUAUGGUGUCUGGGUAGUAGCCUGAUUAUUAACUAAGAAUCGCCAGACAAGCACAGGGCAAGGUAGCUGUGGCUUGCCUGUACAGUUCCAGAUCCUUUCAUCCAUCCCCUGCUCCUGUGUGCAGUGCAGUACAGUAGAAUCCUUCUCAUUUCUUCUCCUUUAAACAAGUAUAUUCCCCACCCCUUGUUGAAAGGAUACCUCUUUGGAAUUCAGCUUCCCAAUUGUGAGGCUCUCUUGCUUUGUUUUCUGGCUAUCCUUGAUUGCAAGUGAAGUAUUAACUUCUUUUGGAACAUUUGAACAUUGCAUUUCUCACAUCCCUAGCAGUAUUUCAGCUACAUUUGUGUGCUGCUUUUGUGUUUAUUUUCUUAUGUGUCUGAUUUUAUCUUUUAUUCUCUUACUGAUAUUUGUAACAUUGUGUUGUUUUUAAAAAUGGUUUUAAUGUAUUUUUAGAAAUGUCUUUGAGAUUUAUUUGUAAAUGGUAAGUGAUAUAAGAAUAGGUUUAAAUAAAUUCUUCUCACUUCAAAUGCAAUUAAUACAUUUAAAGCCACACACCUAAACAGAAGUUGAGAAACAAAUUUCAUUUUCUCUCCUAGGUUUUCCAAAACUCAAAUAUGUCUGGGUUUCUUGAAAACAUGAGAUGCUCUGAGUGUGUUGACUGGGGAGAAAAACGAAAUACAAUAGCUUCUAUUGCUGCAGGAGUGCUGGUAUGUAUACUUAAAUCUCUUGUUUAUAUUUCUGUUUUUCUUAAGUUUUGCAGUGUUGGAUCCUCCUCAUUUGUAAAUUUGUGCAUGUUAAAAGCCCACUUUAGUUUAAUGGAAUAAAACUGUGCAUAUAUACAUUACAAAUGGGUAGCUCUGCUAGCAUACUAUAUUAAAAACAAGAAAGCAUAUUGUACUUUAAAGUGUACCACUUCUCUGGUGACUAGAACCUGCUUUGUCAGAUGCAGUAAGUGGUGUUUGUUGGCAGAUAUAAAGAUAUAUACGUGUGUACAAAACAGACAGAAAGGGCACAAUAUAUAAGAGGUACUGUAUGUUACAACAUUAUAAGAAGCCCAAAUGUGUGCAGGAUAAAAAUAGCAACCCAUUCACACAAUAGUAAUUGGUGAUGGCUGUGUCUUCCUAGUUUCUCUGUGGAAAUUUAACACCUGUAGCAAAAAGAAACCCACAGCUUCAGUUAAACUGAAACUAAAUAGAAUCAAAUCUGAUAUUUCUAGUUCACCAGUUCCAUACUGGAGCUUCUAGGAUCAGUUUAUUGAAUUUGACUUUGUGGUUGACUGAGCAUCAGAACGACCUGGGCAACUGAAAUGUUUUGCCACCGGCUUCUGAUUGUUGCCAUUAUUGAUGUCUGAUAGAGUGGUCAUAGUAGCUUUACAGCAACAUUGUAUUGAAGAUCAUGUUGGAAACUUGUGUGUUCAAAUAGUUCUUUACAGGUUGGUGGAUUAUCAUAGAUGCAGCUGUUAAAUAUCCACAUUCAGAUGACUUCAACCAUUCAUACCAUGCUUGUGGAGUGAUAGCUACAGUUGCAUUCCUAAUGUAGGUACUACUAAUAUUCUUACAGAAUUUGAAUAAGAAUGCAUAUUGUAAAAAUGCUAGUUGGAUUUCUUAUAUUUAAUAAAUUAUAAAAAACUUGCUUUGACUUAUAAAAUGAACCCAUUACUUGUUGAUAUGGAUUAUGGGAUAUAGGUUCCAAGAUGCAGGCUAAUGAACUAAAAGUACUUGCACUGUGUUAGCAUAGGAUGGCUGUUUUGUAGCCUAAUCCUAGGUAUACUAACAUAGAAGCAGUGUUGUGGGUUUUUCAGAUUUGAACUGGCAAAAUUUCCUAUCCAUAUUAGGGUAAUUUGCGUGGGAGGACCCUAUGGGCUGAUCAAAUUUAGCAUAUUUAUUUUACUUGUAUUUAGUAAACAAAACUUUAAAAAAUGAAACUGCCUAGCUUGUCUUAUAUUGUAUUUGCAGUGGGCAUCCAUUCAUUGUUACUAAGGAACUUAUGAAAUGGAAAUAUUUUCCACGAAAAGUAGAAACUUGCCCAGAAUUUUUUUUGCUCCUACAUCAGUGUUCAGAAAUCCACCCCACUGAGCUUAGUGGGGCUUACUCUCAAAUAAGUGGCCAUGGCAUUGAAGCCCUUGUACUGUUUUAGGGUCAGGAGAAAUUUAUACUAGUCUUUUAUUUAAUCAUAAUGAUUUAAAAUUAUUAUGCUGAUUCUGGCAUGGAACCUGACAGUACUGAGGUUCUGAGGCUAUAUAAUGAAAAGGCACAAACAUGAGAAAAGCAAUGUUCAGAAUUUGAGAACAUAUCUGGACUUACAAGCAUGCAACAGGGGUGGUUUAUGUUUUGUUUUAUCCUAGAAUAGCACAGCUUUACCUUCCAUUUUAUAGCUUAAUGAGUUUCCCCGGUGACCCAUAGUGUCUGUCUCGAUUAUAUCAGAAUGUAGUAUGGUCUGGGUUAUCUCUAUACUGGCAUGAUGUAAUCUUGAGUAAGAAACUCCCAGACUGCUUGCUUGACUAUGGAGGGGGUGAGUGAAUUAUGGCUGUCAGCCUCCUCUGGAGGAGUGAUGGGAGAGCCAGCUGUAUGCCAUCUACCCUCCUCCCACCCUCUAAACUGUAUUUAAGCCAGGCUCCUUUGAGUGCAGCAAGACCAGUACCAGAAAUUUCAUUGUCUGUUAACUCUGGUUUUGCUUAUUAUUUAUGUAUUUUAAGCUAGAUUGUGUUUUUUGUUUAGUCUGUAUUUCAAGGUUUUGAAUCUUGUGAGCUGCUUUGGGCAUAGCAUAUUGUGCAAAAGCAGCAUAUAAGUAAACUCAAUCAAUCAGUUCAGGGAGGGGGCGGUCAGUGGUGUUAAGAUUCCUGAGCUGUGAAGCUUUAGUCUUCUGUGUUUGAUUGUACACAUUGAAAUUUGAGAAUAACUGCAGGCUUGUAGACAAUUGAUGUUUUGCAGUUGUGAUUCCUACUUCAGUGAUAAGAUUCCCACUUAGUACUUGACUAAUCUGUUUUGAGCUGCUUGAAUUGUUCUUCAGAACAGCUGAUUCCCAAAUGCAAGGUAGUAUUGAGGUAUAUGGAGAAUUACUGUCAUUGCUUCAUAGAAAGCUGGUAAAGCAUAGCAGCUAAGAGUCUGAGUUAUGGAGCAGGAAGACUCUACCUUGAGUAUGUUAUGAAUUCACCAGGUCACAUUAGGCAAGACCCACACUACAGUAUGGAUAUAAAGGAUAAUGCAUGUGAAGCAGAUUGUAAUGCUAAACAGUUCUAUACAAAUGCCAAGUAUCUGAAUGUGAUAUGUUAUGUUCUUAUUAAUGAAGGAUCAAUGCAGUAUCCAAUGGACAAGUGCGUGGGGACAGUUACAGUGAAGGUUGCCUUGGGCAAACAGGUAAUCUUAACAAAUAAAAAUUAUUAAAAAGUGUGUGGGUGUAAGAGAGAAAGAGCGCUGCUAGGGGUGGGCGAUAUCUGGUUUUCAACACCACGAUAUAUCACCAGCUAAAUAUCACAAUAUCUCAAUAUAUCAAUACAUAUAUCUGCAGCAGCGGAGGGCCUUGCUGGGCCUCCCCGCAGUGGCAGGUGAUCCCACCAUACACUGCGCUUCCCCGCAGCAGCAGAGGGCCUUGACGAGGCUCCCUGUGGCAGGGUUAGAAAGUAGUAGAUUUAAUAAAAAUAUUAAAUAAGCAUCCAUAUAAUAUAUUUAAGAUAUUUUCAACUAAGUGAUCUGUUUUGCUGUAAAGCACAUCCCAAAAUAGAUGUGCAUUGCAAUUGCCAUGAGUGCAAUUUCCCAACAAAUGCACGGCUCUGAUUAUGUAUAUCUUAAUGCAGCCUUUCUGGUUAAGCAGGGGUUUGAACCCAGAUCUCCCUUGCCCCCACUCCACUGCACCAGGCUCUCAGAAGGGCUACUUUAGGGGACGCCAAUGAAAAAUGGUGUACCAAGUUUGUACAUUUUGAAAUGUUGCACUUUCACAGCCAGGACACAUGGAGAGCAUGCAGAUGUUUCCUAAUGCACACGGGCUUUAGGUAGUUCUGAAGGGAUGGUUAAUUUGUCCUCCUCAGGUCACAUAUUGCCCAUUAUUUAAAUAUUAUGUUAUGAACAAAGGAGCAGCUUGUUUUUAAAACAAUUGAUGUGGGUUUGUUUUUUCUUUUGCAGGUGCUCGCAUCUGGCUGUUCAUUGGAUUUAUGUUGGCAUUUGGAUCUCUGAUUGCAUCUAUGUGGGUCCUCUUUGGAGGCUAUGUUAUUCAAGGUAAAGUAUCUGUUAAAGGCAACCUUUAAAAUUAGCACCUUAGCUUAUGCGUAUACAUUUUAAAUUGCAAUCAGGUUAAGUGCAGAGACCUUGUCUCUUGCAUUAUGAACACUACCUAUACCCUAUAACAGGCUUCCUCAAACUCAGCCCUCGAGAUGUUUUUGGCCUACAACUCCCAUGAUCCCUAGCUAGCAGGACCAGUGGUCUGGGAAGAUGGGAAUUGUCGUCAUAAAACAUCUGGAGGGCGGAGUUUGAGGAAGCCUGCCCUAUAAUAAUGAAAGUGUCUCUUAUGUCACUAUCCUACCUAAAAAAGGGGGGGGAGGCGGCUUCUGUGUCAUUUCUCUUCACCUUGUGCCUAAGCUAGUAUUCUCGGUGCCUGGCAAACACCUUUAUUUUCUCAGCCUUCUAAAUUAUUAAAAUAUUUUUUGUGAUUAUAGACACUUUGGGAGUGUUAAGAUCUGUGAAAAUUUCCUUUGCUGUGAGUUUACUACUAUAUUGAGUUGCAUCCUCUAGCUGGUUUGAUGCUGUAUUAUAGACUUUAUGGUUUAGGACAUGGGGACAUAGGAAGCUGCCUUAUACUGAGACAAACCCAUGGAUCCAACUAGCUCAAUAAUACCUACACUGACUGGUCCAGGGUUUCGGAGUCUCUCCCAGCCCUACCUGGAGAUGUUGAACCUAGCACCUUCUACAUGCAGAGGCUCUACUAUUGAGCUAUGACUCUUGAUCUUAUUUGUGUAUUUAGUUGUUUUUAAGUAAGAGAAUUUUGAGAACCAUUGUGACAGAAAAGCUGUAUAAAAGUGUUGUAAGUAAGCAAGUAUAUUCAUUUUCCAGAUUCUGGUAGCAAUGGUAGCAUAAGAAGGCAUUAGGCAAGCCCUGCAAAACUUAACAAAUCAGUGAGCUGGUCAUUGUGCUUUUUUGAGGGGUUGGGGGAGGCUACAAAUAAACUCAUGGACUUCAGAUAAAGGACAUUCUUUUUUCCCCUUCCCAGACAAAGAAAAGAUCUCUGUAUACCCUGGGAUAGCAGUCUUCUUCCAAAAUGCUUUUAUAUUUUUUGGGUAAGCAUAUUUCUUCCAUUCAGUUGAUUUGUUAUUCUGUGUUUAAAUCUCACAUGCAUGGAAGUUUAGUAGCUUGGAGCACUGUCAUUCAUACCAAACCAAUAUGUUUAGGUCACGGAAUAAUAAUAAAUAAGUAAAUUUCAAAUGGGUGAGCAGGACUGGCACAAACACUGUUGCACCAAAACAUCACAGAGCUAACACAGAGACACAUGGAAGUAUCUUUUUUUUCUAAAGCAGCCUUACGACCUGAAUGCUAAUCACACUUCCCUGAGAGUAAGUCUGGUUGAUCUUUGUGGGGCUUUGUUGUAUGAAAGAUGCAUAGGGCUGUGCUGUAGAAGACUAUUUAAAAUAUUUUUAUCUUCGCUUUCCAUAAAAUAUUUUCAAGAUACUGCUUUGCUCUGUUUGAUGUGACAAUUCCAACAUUCUAUGCAGUUAAUCCUGUCUCUUUUGUUAACAGAGGCCUGGUCUUUAAGUUUGGUCGCACUGAAGAUUUGUGGCAAUAA